This is a messenger RNA of Mizuhopecten yessoensis (Yesso scallop), 1178 nucleotides long. RefSeq lists its product as uncharacterized. Bases 311 to 829 code for a protein of 172 amino acids. The record is from RefSeq and is a predicted model, not a curated record. The transcript has 3 exons. NCBI's taxonomy places the organism in Eukaryota, Metazoa, Mollusca, Bivalvia, Pectinida, Pectinidae.
GUUGCGUUAACACACUUUAUCCACCGACAAACGAUACAACGUUUUCUAUAAAGUCGUUUGAUUGGGGACCGACCAGUGAUACACGUAGUGAGUACAGAUCUCUUACAGAGGAAAACAACACUUAAUUAUAAUCUAAUCCCCAUGUCACUGAUGGAUUAAAAAAAAAAAAAAAGACAUUCAAAGAAAAAGACGGAAAAGUUCGUAUUUCAAACACGACAAUUAUCAAAAUAGCAUUUCUCCAGCUUCCAAGUACACUUAUUUUGACAGAGAAGUAUUAGACUUGACUAAGUUACUAACAACAAGCUCAAGGAUGGGAUGUAUUGGCGAUUCCUCUAAAUUAGCCUGUGUUGCACUUAUAGCCAUCAUUAUCAGCUUCAUAUGCGCAUGUGUGGCUAUCUUCACGCCUUUCUGGCAUCAGCAGGAAAGCAAUGGCACCAUCACUUACUCUGGUCUCCUAACAACAUGUCAGAACAGCAUCAGUGACUGUUUCACCAUCGACAACCUCCUCAGCGCUUACCAGGGGACAGAUCGAUACGAUGACUUCCUGGUCAACCUGUCCCUCCAGAUGUUUGGUUUUCUCCUCAUCAUCGUCUCCAUGGUCCUCCUCCUCCUCUACUGCUGUUGUACCUUCAAGGCGAUCGGAGUGGUGGCCGCCAUCACUAGUAUCCUAGCAGGCUGUGUCAUUAUAGCCGGACUGAUCGUGUACGGGGUGAGCUUUAGUUCGGUGGUAAGUUCCCUCCUGUCCUGGUCGUUUGGACUAGACGUGACCGCAGCUGUACUAGCACUGGCGGCAGGAAUCCUGUGUAUCAUCAACUGUUGUUUACCGUGAUGACAUCAUCUCUAUCUAAUGUGACGUCAUACUGACAUCAUCGCUAUCUAAAGAGACGUCAUAGUGACUGCUGAUGAUAACCUAUAUAUUAUCAAUGUCUCCUGGCCUUUAUGACGUAUCAGUGACGUUGUUACUGCUGGUAGAUCCUGUAUAAUCAACUUUUACUUACCGUCAUAUAAACAUCACUAUCAUCGGUGUGAUGUUUAUCAACUACAGAUGUUUACUGUGAGAACGACAUAUAUGGUGUCAUAAUAACAUUUUAUGUGAACACGUUACGUCAUCUGUAUUGAACACCUACUUGACAGACGAUUUUCUAUUUCAUUUAACUGUGAUAAAAUUGUAAAAUAAA